This is a messenger RNA of Ciona intestinalis (vase tunicate), 3100 nucleotides long. The record is from RefSeq and is a predicted model, not a curated record. NCBI's taxonomy places the organism in Eukaryota, Metazoa, Chordata, Ascidiacea, Phlebobranchia, Cionidae.
AUGAAACCAGUCGACUGGAAAAUCAAAACAAACUUUCCCGCGAAAUUUACAAGUGCAAAAUAUGAGGACAUCGAAAAGUUGAUCCAACCAAUGGAACACCCAAGCAGCAAGCUGCAAUCGGUUUUGCCUCUACAUAAAAUCUUCUAUUCAAAAGUUUCAUUCAAUGACAAAAACAAUCAAGACAUUUUUCCCACCAGUCACAUUCUUAUGAAAUUAUCAAAAAGCAAAACUGCGUCAAGAGAUUUGGUCCGACAUAUUUUUAAAGACCAAAAUAUGGAAAAUGAAAAUGAAAAAAAAAGAGCCAGGGAAACAGAUGGAGGAAUACAGGGACCUGUGUCUAAAAAAAGAUGUGUAAUUGAUGGUACGGAUGCUGCUACUUUAAAAACUGAACUUGCAACUGAGUUUGAUGGAUCUAAACUAAAACAAACUGAUGCAAUACCGAUGGUUAAGCAGGCAAAUCAGAAAGUUCCAGCCAAAAAUGAUUCUUCUCCUGCUAAAAGUAUUUUCUCUUCAAGUUUUGCUCAAGUUUUUAGCAUGGCGCACACAAUCAAGUUAGAGAAUCCUUCCCAUGAGUGCGGUGCUUCACAACCCUUCAUAGAAAGUGUAUCAGAUAGUAAACCAACCCAAAAGUUGAAAGCAAAACGCAAACAGAAACCAAACUUGCCAAGACGUCUACGAAAAUGCAUCCCACUUUGUUACAAUAUAUUAAAGAAGACAGACAACCGGAAACUAUUCAGCUGCCUUAGUUAUUACACUAAGUUUAUUUCUCCAUUUGAAAGAUCUUUUGCAAAGAAGAAUUUAAAUCUUCUGAUGGAAUUAUCUACGAAAGAACUCACAGAACAUAUUUCGAAGAUGUUACAACAUUACACACCAACUCAUCAGGUUUUCUUAUUUCUACGAUCAGCCAUAAAGAAAACGUUUCCCAUUCAUUUAAUUUGGGGAACAAAACACAACCGUUCAGUUUUCCUUAAAAACCUGGAAAGGUUUCUUUCCUGCCGUCGGUUUGAUAAAGUAACGGUUGCUGACUUUACCAGGGGUAUGGUGGUGGGUGACUUACCUUGGCUCAUGGGCAACGACACAAGUUAUAAUCUGUUAAGAUUUUUCCAAUGGAUGAUUGAAGAAUAUAUAUUUGUUGUUUUAAGCGGUUCCUUCUAUAUAACAGAAAACAGCAACUUCAAAAACAGAUUGUUCUUCUACCACAAGAAAAUGUGGGCGGAGAUAGUUGCGUACGGGGUUGCGUUGCUGUUAAAGCAAAACCGCUGGGCCGUUCCACCCAUUGCAGAUGAUACCAAACGUCCAUAUUUCUCCGUGAGGUUUUGUCCCAAAGUUAACGGGUUGCGACCGAUCAUGAGGUUGAGGAACGCCGACAAGAUGGCUGACAUGGUCCCAUUCGAAGUAAUUGCUUCUGUGUUGAAAUUGGUUUGUAGUAAAGUCCCCCAAGCCACCGGGUUUGCCACACAACAUCGUGCUCAUAUUUACAAUGGGUGGAAACAAUUUGUUCUUUCAUUGGCUGGGAUACCUGGACGAAAAAAAUUAUUCUUUGUGAAGAUGGAUAUUCACCGAUGUUUUGACAGCAUACCAGUUGUUAAGCUUAUACAGAUUGUUGAAAGUUUGCUUGACAGGAGUGGUGAAGUUGAUUUAACUUCGGCUACAAAGGGCAAGCUAAAUUGCAAAGUGAAGCACUGCACUCACUGUAUUCUCACCACUUUGAAGUAUUUUCUCAACAAAGUAACGUUAUCUGUCCUAUCUAAGAAAUUUGUGAAACUGCAUGGAAUACCGCAAGGUUGGGAAUUAUCCAACUUACUUUGCGACAUUUUCUACGGACAUAUGGAACAACAACAUUUAAUAAACGCACUGGGUCCAAUUGAUAACGAACCUCACCUAAUACUCAGGUACGUGGACGACUAUCUAUUUGUUACAACAAGCAGAGAUAAAGCCAUUGCAUUUCUUAAGUUGAUGCACAGCGAUGAUUUCAAGGAAUAUGGAUUCAUCGUAAACACCAAGAAAACUUGCACCAACUUUGCCUCAUAUUGUUCUCAGCAAUUGGAAGACCUACAAGAGCAAGAUACUUUUCCAUGGUUUGGAUAUUUAUUCCCUGCCUGUUUAAACAUGGGGAGGAAACAACUGAAACAAACAGGAACGCACAACUUUGGGGGUGUUUCAGUUGAUUUAUCUGCCUACCAAUCCACAAAACGCAUCAGGGAUUUUAUAUCCGUACAAUCGCCAGGAACUUAUAAUUAUUUCCAACAAAUCCGGAGGAAUUUAACUCGUCGUGUCACUGAGAUAUGUUUUGAUCCACAGAUAAACGGUAAAAUGAGAAUAUAUCGGAAUCUGUAUGAACUUGCCAUGCUGGGUUCAAUACAGAUGGUUGCUCAUCAAGUGCAUGAGGGCCAACCAUGGUUGAUUGGGAAUCCAUGGCAUUUUAGAAGCAAUAUUAAACAGGUGGCGAAUGCAGUAUUAGCGAGAAUUCAGAGGGUUUUUAAAAGUAAACACUUUCUCACAAGACCAUUAGUCAGAUGGUUGUUCUACAAAGCUUUCAAAACUAAAAUGAAACAACAUUCUAAUCAUAAAGCUGCCUUGCCCGUUCUACAAACGGGCAUCAACCAGUGUGUCCACCAAUUAUGUGAGGUUGGGGAAUGGGACAAUGUUCGUCCUUAUCUACAAAGGGCAGUUGGAAUGUUCCCGGUUCAUUAUCGUAAAGUAAACUGUGGGUCAUAAAACAAAGCCCUGCAUUAUAAUUCAAUCUAUCACGGGCUCCGUAGGCGCCAAACCUGGGGUGGCAGGGUGGGCAGGCCUUCUCUGGUAUAGUGGUUUUUAUUUGUGGUUAUUGGUCCGACUAUAGCGUAGUCAUGAAAGCAGACCAACCCCAGAACUAUUCCUGCCUCCUUUACUUUCAUUGGGAGCAUGGCACCAAUGUUUAUGAAACACAGGCAAAUAGUAUGCAACAGUUCUGUCUUUAUAAUAACUUGAACAAAAACCAAACCUUGAAAAUGUUUCACGAAUAAUAAAGUGUUCUUAUACACCAUGCACAAGGCAUAACAUUGUUAACUAUACUACAAACAUCACUUUAAUCACAAACAAUACAUCAAUGCAAACAUGG